ACAAAUCUCUGAAUAUCUGUGGAAAGGGUACGCUCACAAAGCAACCGAGUUGGAGUUGAACAACAUAGAUCGGAAACGAAUGUGGUUUUUGCCAUUAGGAGUUGUCGUUCAUCCCAGGAAACCGAAUAAGAUACGGCUGGUGUGGGAUGCAGCAGCUAUGGUGGAAGGCGUAUCUUUCAACUCAAAACUACUAAAAGGGCCCGACCUACUGACUCCCCUCCCUUCCGUUCUUUGCCGUUUUCGCCAGUUCCCCGUGGCAAUAUGUGGUGACAUUAAAGAGAUGUUUCACCAGAUCUCUAUUCGUGAGCAAGAUCGUCCGGCACAGUGCUUCCUUUGGAGAGACAAUCCGACAAACCCUGUGCAGGUCUACAUUAUGAACGUCGCCACCUUCGGUGCAACCUGCUCACCUGCAUCUGCACAAUACGUUAAAAACUUGAAUGCAGAGGAAUACAACGAAGAAUAUCCCCGAGCAGUCACCGCGAUCGUUGAAAACCAUUAUGUCGAUGACUAUUUGGACAGUUUUAUGACCACCGAAGAAGCUGCAACUGUAGCACAGCAGGUGACAUUGGUUCACUCGCUGGGAGGAUUUGAAAUAUGCCGUUUUCGCUCCAACUCCACUGACUUCCUCCGCAAAAUAGGUGAACCGACUGCUGGCGAACCGAAAAACUUGAUGCUGGAAAGCGGUGCCACUAGAGAGUCCGUACUUGGGAUGUCUUGGGACCCCAUAAACGAUUGCUUUUCCUAUUCGUUCAAUUUGCGGGACGAUAUACGUUCAGUAAUAGAUGAAGCACACAUUCCUACAAAAAGGGAAGUCCUGAAAGUCGUAAUGAGCCUUUUUGACCCACUAGGACUCGUUUCUCACUUUCUCGUCCAUGGAAAAGCAAUUAUUCAGGGAACUUGGGCUGCUGGAACUGGAUGGGACGAGCCUAUCAAUGCAGACCUCAAUCAAAAAUGGCGCCAAUGGGUAACACUCUUCCCGAAGCUCAACGAACUGAACAUUCCCCGGUGCUACUUCGUGCCAUUUCCGCCCAACAUCGACGAUCUACAAGUUCACACUUUCGUUGAUGCUAGCGAUAUAGCUUAUUCUUGCGCGGUAUAUUUUCGGCUAGUGCAUGAAGAUCACGUUCAAACAGCACUGGUGGGAGCUAAAAGUAAGGUUGCCCCUUUGAAAACAUUGUCCACUCCUCGGCUAGAGUUGAAGGCUGCAGUUCUGGGAGUAAGAUUUGCAGCAGCAAUUCUCGAAUACCAUUCGCUUCCGGUAUCCAAACGAUUCUUCUGGAGCGACUCCACUACUGUGCUUGCAUGGAUCCGGUCCGAUCAUCGAAGGUUCCACAAGUUUGUAUCAGUUCGGAUAGGCGAAAUCCUUACUUUGAGCGAGCCACAGGAAUGGAAAUGGGUUCAAUCCAAACUAAACGUUUCCGACGAUGCAACGAAGUGGAAAAACGGACCUAAUCUAGAUUCGAAUAGCUGCUGGUUCAAGGGUCCUGAAUUUCUACGCCUGGACGAAAUGGCAUGGCCAAUGCAACGAUCCACAACCACAACCCUUGAGGAACUUCGACGUGUCCAAGCUCACUGGAACAAUGAACCGGCGGUGGAUUACUCCAGAUUCAGCAGCUGGACAAGACUUCAACGUACGAUGGCGUACGUCAUACGCUUCAUAGAUAGAUUGCGUCGAAGAAAUGUCGCGCGGAACUUCAAACGAGAAAUACUCACUCGAGAAGAACUAUCAAAAGCGGAAAUUCUGCUGUGGAAAGUAGUACAACAGGAAACCUUCGCAGUGGAACGAUCGGUAUUGGCAAAGACACGGGGGGAUCCAGAUGCAAAACACUCUGCUGUUUCAAAAUCGAGCUCACUUUACAAAGUUUGGCCGUAUAUGGAUCGUCAAGGAGUCCUGCGAAUGCGAGGCCGCAUAGGUGCGGCGAGUUAUUUGCCGUUUCAAGCAAGAUAUCCAGUAAUACUCCCCAAGAAACAUCCAGUAACUACUUUGAUCGUAGGGCGGUUUCAUCGUCUUUAUCGUCACUCAAAUCGAGAGACGGUCGUUAAUGAGUUGCGACAGUAUUUUGAAAUAGCAAACCUGAGAUCACUUGUGCUAAGGGUGGCCAAAGACUGCGCAUGGUGUCGCAUCAACAAGGCUUUUCCAAAACCACCGGUAAUGGCACCUCUUCCCAAGGAAAGAUUGGAUCCAUUUGUAAGACCCUUUACAUACGUUGGCUUGGACUACUUUGGACCCGUUUUUGUCAAGGUGGGCAGAAGUCAGGCAAAACGGUGGAUCGCUCUCUUCACAUGCUUAUCAAUCCGAGCCGUGCAUAUGGAGGUCGUGCACAGUUUAUCAACCGAAUCGUGUGUCAUGGCAAUCCGAAGAUUCGUAUCACGCCGUGGUUCGCCUGCUGUGUUCUACUCUGAUAAUGGUACUUGCUUCCAAAGUGCCAACAAGCAACUGUUGGAGGAAAUUGCUGCUGGAAACGAAGAGCUUGCAUCUACUUUCACGAACGCUACAACCGAAUGGAAGUUUAUUCCGCCCGCUACUCCGCACAUGGGUGGUGUGUGGGAGCGUUUAGUGAGAUCGGUAAAAACAGCAGUUGGCUUGGCACUGGAACAUCCCCGCAAGCCCAACGAUGAAACGCUAGAGACUAUAAUCUAUGAAGCCGAAGCAUUAGUGAACUCCAGACCGCUCACAUAUAUCACCCUGGAAUCAGCAGACCAAGAGUCACUUACGCCCAACCAUUUCCUUUUGGGUAGUUCUACAGGAAACAAAAUCGGACCAAAAGAUGUACCUGAAUACGCUACUCUCCGUAGCAGCUGGAAGAUGGCCCAACAUAUCGUUGGAGAAUUUUGGAAAAGGUGGAUAAAGGAGUAUUUGCCAGUAAUAACACGCCGAAGCAAGUGGUUCGAGGAAACCAAGGACAUAGUUGAAGGAGACCUGGUUCUUAUUGUGAAUGGAUCUGGACGAGCUCAAUGGACUAGAGGACGAGUGGAAAAAGUACUUGUAGGCAGCGAUGGAAGAGUUCGUCAAGCGAUAGUACGAACGGCGAAUGGAACUCUGCGGCGGCCUGUAACGAAGUUAGCGGUGUUAGACGUCGAGAAAGAGCGUGAACCUACGAGACUUCAGGAACAUCCAGGACAUCACCUAGGUUCACGGGCGGGGGUAUGUGCCGACAACACCCCUCGGUGCAGCGACGCCGCCUGCAAAGAAGCAGACACUUUUCAGCAGGCCGCACUGGACCAACACGUCAAACGUGACAGCAGGCUAGAUAAAGUGUCAAAGGACCAAUACUAGGGAAUGUUAGUCUGCAAGUCAUCAUAACGCUGUUUUGCUCCCUACGAGACAUCGUGAAUUUCUAAGAGUUAAUGAAAAUUUAUUUUGCCUAUUACUAUUACUAUAAAACCGUUUACUAAAUCUUGAAUUCGAGCCUACAUCGUGUGCUUCGAAUCAAUACUAAUCAAGUAAACAUACCCACGAACGCUACCGAUACGAUUCCUCAUAAAUCAAUAGUACGUUCACUAAAAUCGUAAGUUGGCCAUAUAUUUGUAAAUUAGUAUAGUUUGCAUUAAUAAAACUGAAUUUUUAGCUUGAAGCUUACACCACCACAAAGUGUGUCUGCUGUCCAGAAUUAGUGUCGUAACCCGUACCAACAACACGAGAAAGACACUACCCUCGAUAGGUGGAUUAAUCUGUUUUUCGGUAGUUGCCAACAUCCGAGUUACGAAAUCAAAACAGAAAAAGUGUUGCCGUUCAGACGGCUGUUCACUCUUCGCUUCUCUACCUAUUUUCUCUGCUGUAACCAUUUAUUGUCCCAUAUUUAUUAAUAAUUAGGGAGCAACCAUAAAUUACGUCACGCUUUAAGGAGGGAGGGAGGGGGGUCCGCAAAGUGCGACGACACAUUGGCAUUGCUAUGAGCCCAAUUUACGAAACGUCAACUUAGUUUUUCAUACGAUUUACUAUGGGAAAAAAAACCCCUUGAACCCCAAAAAUAAGUCGAUGAAUGAUUUAUGUAGAAAACUUUACGAGGAAUCAGACCUCCGAAGACCGCAAACCGAUGCGACGUUCGUGGAAAAAUUAUCGUUAUUCCUUACACGCUAAACAGCGUUGACAUGCCAUUUGGUUUUCAGUCAAUAACUUUUUCCACAUGUCUUAGAUCACUUUGCGGAAUUCGUAGGGUUGGUUUCUCGUAAAAUUUCCAACAGAAAUCAAUCAUUGAUUUAUUUUUAAGGGUAAGGAGCAUUCUGUGGCGAUUUUUCUUUGAAAAAUGUUUUUCUCCAUAGUAAAUUGUUUGAAAACUUAAAAAGGCUGGCGCUUAGUUUCUCCGAUCGAGCUGAAUUUUUUUACAGUUGAUAUGGGGCCAAAAUGGAACUCAAAAAGUGUACAGAAGUAAAAUGUCUUUUUGUGUCCCACGCUAAAUCAGGCCAAACAUUUCAAUAGGUCCUAUCUGCAUUUGAGAGGCUCUCUUUGUUCACUUUCUCUUUCAAUUAUUGCAAUGUAAUGGUACACUUUUCAACUAUUUUUGCAGUACAAAUCAAAAGACGAUUGUUUUGACCAUCGUUCAAUGCAAGGAGACAAUCAUAAUACAAAUAAACAGCUGAGAUAUUAACGAAAGAGAGGGAAACCAAAGAGAGCCUCUCUUCUGCAGAUUGAACCUUUAGACAUGUUUGGCCUGAAAUA
Molecule: messenger RNA, 4660 nt
Organism: Aedes albopictus (Asian tiger mosquito)
Lineage: Eukaryota; Metazoa; Arthropoda; Insecta; Diptera; Culicidae
Exons: 2
Coding region: 80-3277 (1065 amino acids)
Biological process (GO): DNA integration
Molecular function (GO): nucleic acid binding
Source: RefSeq, a predicted model, not a curated record